Messenger RNA from Bombyx mori (domestic silkworm), 1034 nucleotides. It is a transcript of the gene CPG1, whose product is annotated as cuticular protein glycine-rich 1. The record is from RefSeq and is a predicted model, not a curated record. The transcript has 4 exons. Bases 458 to 955 code for a protein of 165 amino acids. Lineage: Eukaryota; Metazoa; Arthropoda; Insecta; Lepidoptera; Bombycidae.
GACAGUUUACUCCGCCUGCAAAUCAUCAGAUAGAUAACUGCCUAUUCCAGCAACGAAGCGCUCAGGCGUUCCAGCUUCAGGGCCUUCUACUGUACAUUUGAGACUCUCCAGGUGAUCGCUUUCUACGAGCUGCGGUACUAAUUGACAUCAGACAAGAUUACGACGACGAAGAACCUAGAAGACCGCUUAUGACCGCCUAUGACCGCCUACCAUCGGCCGGCCGAGGGGCUUCGAGCCGAAAUGCUACUCCUCAAUCGUGUUGUCAUUAGCUAAGCCGCUUGCGACUUUAUGCUGAUGUUGAUGUUGUUAUCAGCGUAUCUCCCCUCGAAGGCUAACUAGCGAUUAUUCAUCAGUACACACCACCGAGGAUAGUGUUGCGACACGGCUCGUGCGCCGCGGAUAUAUACCGCGGACGCUUCCAACACAACAUCACUUGUCUGCUAACCGACAUCGCAUCAUGAGAGCAUUCGUUGUAAUCUGCGCCCUGGUGGCCCUCGCCUCUGCUGGUGACGUUGGAAAUGUACGUGAGAAGCGCGGCUUCCUCGGCGGACUCGGUGGCGGCAUUGGCGGCUACGGCGGAUAUGGCGGCGGCUACGGUGGCGGCUCCGGCGGCUAUGGCGGAUACAGCGGUGGUUAUGGCGGAUACGGCGGUGGUUAUGGCGGAUACGGCGGCUCUGUCAUCAGUGCGCCGGCCACUCGUGUUGUUGCCGUCAACAAGGUCGUGAACGUCCCCAGGGUGGUCAGCGUACCUCAAGUAAUCCACGUCAACAAAGUAGUGUCCCAGCCCCAGCUUGUUACCGUUAAGAAGGUUAUCUCCUCUCCGUCUAUCGGCGGCUAUGGCGGUUACGGCGGAUAUUCCGGUGGAUACUCUGGUGGAUACUCUGGCGGCUACGGCGGUGGUCACGGUGGUUACAGUGGCGGAUACAGCAGCGGAUACGGCAACGGAUGGUGGUGAACUAGUCAUUAACUGUGAAAAAAUUUAGUUAUCAUGUUUAGUUUAUGUAUAAAUAAAUUUUUAUUUUAUCUAAAACAAA